This is a messenger RNA of Diprion similis, 1017 nucleotides long. Its product is annotated as cuticle protein 76-like. The coding region runs from base 148 to 843 and encodes 231 amino acids. The transcript has 2 exons. Lineage: Eukaryota; Metazoa; Arthropoda; Insecta; Hymenoptera; Diprionidae. The record is from RefSeq and is a predicted model, not a curated record.
CAAGGGAGAGGGAAGAGAAGAAAGCUUGGCCGGAUAUAAAAGCACACUCAAUGAAACCAGCCACCAGUUGAUCUAUCUACUCUAAUUCUUCCUCUUCUACAUCUCUAUCUUCGCUCCGUGUAUAGUCUUACCUUCGAUCGUUCCGCAAUGGCACUCAAGUACUUCUUCUUCGCUGCGUGCAUCGCAGCCGUCAAUGCUGGACUAGCCCUGACAUCCACAUCCGACAACACGUACCGAAGCCACGGAAAUCUUGCCCAGAUCUCCACGCAGUCCAAGUCCAUCGAGACUCCGUACUCCAGCUCCAGCAAGACCGACAUCCGCGUAUCGAACCCAGCCGUCUAUGCCAGCCCAGCACACAUCGGCCACUACGUGUCCGCACCACCGAGUCUUCAACAUUAUUCUUCCGCCCCAGCCAUCCAGCACUAUUCCGCUCCGGUGGUUGAGCACUACGCUCAUGCACCAGCAGCUCACGGCAGUCCCGUUUACACCUCAGCACCUGGUCCAGUCAUCGCCAAGGCGGCAUACCAUGUCCCAGCACCAGCCAUCCAUUAUGCUCAACCUGCCCCCGUUGCUCAACCUCUGUACACCCACGCUGAACCUGCUCACUAUGCCCCUGCUGCUCCUGUUCACUAUGCCCAUGCUGCCCCUGCUGCCCCUGCUCACUAUGCCCAUGUUGCCCCUGCUGCUCCUGCUCACUAUGCCCAUGGUGCCCCAGCUCACUAUGCCCAUGGUGGCCAGGUAGCCGGACAUCAGUCUGUAGUUGGGGUGGCUUAUUCUCCGGCGAGUGCAGUGGCGCAUUUGACCUACAGCAACGCCAACGAUCACGUCAACUAUGCCUGGUAGAAGACCAAGACGAAUGAGAAGUAAAAGCAGAAAUAUAACAAGCGAUGACUGAUUACGUCGAGCUGAAUUCUCGAUGGAUCCCAGCUGUGCGUAGACACAUAUUAUAUAUUAGGUUUUUUACUCAUUUUGUAGACUAGUAGUAAGAAGUUGGUAAUAAACACUGAAGUCUAGUAA